CUUAGGUCGGAGUGUGGAACGAAGUGUUGCUCUCAACAGAAACACAAAGUUUACACCUGUAAAAAAAUGUCUGGAAGCAAAAUAAUAAACGUGAGCGUGCGCGACGUGAGAUUCCCGACUUCACUAGAACAACAUGGAUCGGAUGCAAUGCACACCGAUCCGGAUUACUCGGUGGCGUAUGUUGUUCUUGAGACGGACACGGAACUGAAGGGUUAUGGCUUGACUUUUACUGUGGGAAGAGGGACGGAAAUCGUCGUAUGUGCAGUUAAAGCCCUAUCCACGUUGGUGUUGGGAAAGACUUUGGAGGAGAUCACCGGUGACUUCAGAGGCUUCUACAGACUCCUGAGCAGUGAUGGUCAGAUGAGAUGGAUCGGACCAGAAAAAGGAGUUAUCCAGCUGGCGACGGCAGCCAUUCUGAACGCCGUCUGGGAUUUAUGGGCACGAGUGGAGGGAAAGCCCUUGUGGAAGCUGCUCGCUGACAUGGAUCCUGUGAAGCUGAUCAGCUGUAUUGAUUUCCGAUAUAUCACUGAUGCGUUGACGGAGCAGGAAGCUUUAGAAAUUUUGGAAAAAACCAAAACGGGAAAGAAAACUAGGGAGGAGCAGAUGUUAAGGGAAGGCUAUCCCGCUUACACCACUUCAUGUGCUUGGCUGGGCUACACUGACCAGCAGCUUACCCAGCUCUGCUCUGAAGCUCUUGCCCAAGGAUGGACUAAAUUUAAAGUGAAGGUUGGAGCCGAUUUGCAGGACGACAUCCGUAGAUGCAGCCUUAUCCGAAAGUUGAUUGGACCAGACAACACCCUGAUGAUUGAUGCCAACCAACGGUGGGAUGUUAACGAAGCGGUUAAUUGGGUAACCAAGCUUUCAGAGUUUCACCCCCUGUGGAUUGAGGAGCCCACGUGUCCAGAUGAUAUUCUAGGUCAUGCUUCCAUCUCGAAGGCACUUGCACCCUUCGGUAUUGGAGUGGCCUCUGGAGAGCAGUGCCAUAACCGAGUGAUGUUCAAGCAGUUUCUCCAGGCCUCGGCUCUACAGUUUGUUCAGAUUGACAGCUGUAGGGUGGGCAGUGUCAAUGAAAACCUGGCCAUCAUACUCAUGGCUGCUAAGUUUAAUGUUCCCGUGUGUCCUCACGCCGGGGGUGUGGGACUGUGCGAGCUCGUUCAACACCUCAUUCUGUUCGACUACAUUUCUGUGUCUGCUAGUUUAAGCAACAGGAUGUGUGAGUAUGUGGAUCAUCUGCAUGAACACUUCAGAAGCCCCACCGUCAUCAGAAAUGCCCACUACAUGCCACCAGUGGAUCCUGGAUUCUCUUGUGAAAUGCUGGAAGAAUCCGUGCGAAAGCAUCAGUUUCCCGAGGGAGAGGUUUGGAGAGAUAUUGAGAAGCAGUAAACAUCAACUCGAUAUCAUUCAUAAACAUGCUUGAAACCCGGCUAGAUUGACAAACUAUGAGAUGUAAGGGAUCAUUUUGGGGAUAAAUAUUCUAUUUGAAUGUUUUUAAAGGUUAUUUGCUUUUGCAUUCCUAAAUGUUGGAAAUCGAACGAGUGUCUGUCUACUAGUCUCGAAGUGAAGUGACUAACAAUGGGGUUCUUGGGAGAGCGACGAUAGGUUUUUGCAGUUAAACGUUGCUAUUUUUAUGCAUUUUCUUAAGAUAUAAAUAUGUUUUGUCGUGGGUUCGACUCACAGCCAGCCAAUAACAAACGUCAUGUGAAGAGAAUCGUGUCUGGGAAUGCUGCAGAUGACUAUAGAAAGUCAUAUAGUAUAUUUUUGGAUGAAAAUUUCAACACGUUUCUACCAAAUUUGGGUCAAAUGUAGACAAACCCAAGUGUUGGGUUAACCCUAAAACUGUAUUCUGUACAAAUGUGGGCAAAAUAGUUUUGAUUUAUUUUUUAAAAAAUACUUCCCUUGAUCUGAGCGCUACAAGACUUGGCUAUUUUUCCUAAGUCUGCCUCCUGAACACACUCAAUUUUUUUUUGACUCAAUUCUACAAUGUUAAGUCGUGGGUGGAAAAAACAAACUCCU
Molecule: messenger RNA, 2013 nt
Organism: Pimephales promelas (fathead minnow)
Lineage: Eukaryota; Metazoa; Chordata; Actinopteri; Cypriniformes; Leuciscidae
Gene: enosf1
Product: enolase superfamily member 1
Biological process (GO): amino acid catabolic process; carbohydrate catabolic process
Molecular function (GO): L-fuconate dehydratase activity; magnesium ion binding
Source: RefSeq, a predicted model, not a curated record